Paramacrobiotus metropolitanus is the source of this 1928-nucleotide messenger RNA. RefSeq lists its product as uncharacterized. The coding region runs from base 358 to 1758 and encodes 466 amino acids. NCBI's taxonomy places the organism in Eukaryota, Metazoa, Tardigrada, Eutardigrada, Parachela, Macrobiotidae. The transcript is spliced from 5 exons. Gene Ontology annotation, molecular function: protein binding. The record is from RefSeq and is a predicted model, not a curated record.
UGUGUAUCACAUCAUAAACUAAGAAACUUUCUCAUUCAGCUUUUUAGUUUCCAAGUUUUUUCUGUGUUUGAUAAAUACCUCGGUCUAGACACAGGCCAGAGAGGAUCGCGUCACACCAUUGUGUACCAAAAUCCUCUCUGCGUUCAGUCAAAAUUGUGAAAGCAUGUAUCUGGCUAUCGUUUUCAAACCAUUCCCGUUUUCCUAAACCCGCAUUCUACUGCUAGGGAUCCCCUAAAACUGGCAAAAUCAGGAAGCCCAACUUGAGCAGGGAAGUGGCCCGGUACAUGGUACCAAAUUCGUGUACAUGCACAAAAACUACACUUUCGCGCACUCCCAAACACAUUUUUGUUUCGGUUUAUGACAUUCUAUAGCCAGAAGAAACUACAGGGGAAACUGCAGGUGCUCUUACGCCCGCGUCCGAACGCGCCCUGGAGCUGGUAUCCGGGGAAGUUGGUCCCUCUCAAGGAUUUCUAUUUUGAGGAUGCGGCCUUCGUGCAAGUGCAGCUGCCGUAUGGCACCGUCGAGGAGCUGGUCCGCUGGGAGCAGGUACGCUCCGGCUCAGUGAUGACGGACGGAAAGUUUAAGGAGCGCCAGCGUGUGAAGCCCAAUGAGUUUGUCAUCCGCGCUUGUCCACUGCCUGUCGGGUACUGGUCGGAGGCGAGCCCGCAGCUCGUAGAUAUCCUGAAAGUUCGAAUGAACAAACAGUACUCGAUACUGUGCACGGCGGUGCUGAGCCAAACACUGCUGUAUCUCCAGGAGCAAUAUGACACUUCACUGACAGCGGAACAGCUGCAAGACGAAUGCGAUAAAGCGAAACAAGAGCUGACGAGCGGCGGCUCGUUAUCGACACAGCAACGGCCAAUCGGUGUGCUGCAAACAGGCGGUGAAACGCGCAAAACUGCCGGGAAGCCCCACUGUCUGCCGUUGCCGACUGAACUGCUCCUUGAGGUCUUCCAGUCGUUGGACUCCAUCGAGCGCAUCCGCUGUCGGCGGGUCUGUCACGUGUGGAACAGCAUCCUCACCACGAAAGCUUACUUUCCCGAUGUCCGCGUCUUUGGCCAGGCAGGUUAUUAUGAGGAUUUCUCGUGGGACGGGACCUACUGGAUGCUGGCCUGCUUGUUCAAGUGCCUGACCAACGCCACCAAGAUGGUGGUGAUCAGCGAUCUGGACCGAGGCGGAUUCCUGCACGUGCCGACGCCUAUUAAGCGCGUCUUCAACGAACGCCGGCAGAUCCCGCUCGUGGUGAUGUACGAGUGCGAGCUGGACGAAGAAUGUGAGGGCGUGCCGUAUCUAAUUGGCUGUUUGGCUCGCAAGGUCUGGGAGUGUUCGUGUGCGAGAAUGAUAUGGAGCGGGGGCUGCAUUUACUACGACAGGCGGACCGUUCUUGUGGAGCAGCAUACAUUUACUGUCCGAUCGCGGGCCGACGCUGAGGUGCAGAUGUGGGAUCUCUUUGAGAACCUGCAGGCUGCUGAGAAAUCAUUUGAUGUAAAGGCUUUGGCGGAAUGGAUCGCGGACUGCUUGGUCCACCAGCGUUCUAGAGAGAUUGACAACGUUUUAUGGAGACUGAACGAGUACCAGAGUCCGGAUCCGCGCCCGACCUCUCAGUAUCGCGGUGUGAAAUGGACCGUGUCUAACAUCUCGGAUCUGGAUGUCAAAAAGCUGUCCAUGCUGACUGUGGCGUUUUUGAGCGAGUGCAUUAAACCCAAUCGGAUAGUAGCUGAUAAAUGCGAACUGACAGCAGCUCCAUCCAGUAGGUAAUGGUUUUCUGCUCCCACAGUGGAAAAUAAUCCUUCAGUAAAGCCUCGUAAACUUCUUCCUAUCAAGUGAUCCAUGCUUUCAAGUUUUCUAUUUUUGUUCUGAUGUUUAAAUUUUGAAUCAUUUAAAGUAGUUUCUACCUGCACAAGUUCAUUGUUACCUGAAUUGACCAU